AAUUUCAAAAUAAAAUCAAACAAAAUUCAUAUAAAUCCAGAUAGUUAUUUAAUACAGUGUGAUGCAUAGAUUACGCCUAAGCAGCAACAUGAUGAAAACGGAAAACCCCAUUACUUGUACUUCCAUCCAAAUAAGUGAACAGGAAAAGAAAAGAAAAGAAAUCUGGUCGAUAGACUACAGGUAAGGAAGAGGCGGAGAAAUAAAGGAUUUGGGACAACCGUGACCACCAAACAUAUUUUCCUUUGUUUUGGUUGUGGCACAAAGUUAGACAGUAGAGACAAUUCAAAACACAGACAUUAAAACAUAAAAAUGAGUAGCUUGGAAAUUUCUGUCUGUAAUUCAGACCUCUAUUUCCAUAGCAACAGCAGCAGAACAAGCAUAAGAAGAAGAAGAGCAAGAAACUACCUCAAAUUUUCACAGCCCUCUUUUCUCAACUCUCUUUUUGUACCCAAUUUCUCAACCUCCUCAAUUUCAACUAAACCCAAAAUUGUAGUUAGCUCUUUUUCUGCUGAUCAUCCCACAUACACCCUUGAACAUCAACCACCUGUCCAUUCUUGCCAGUGGAAAUGGAGGGGAUAUUCGAUUCGGUAUCAACGCUGUGGAGAUACCGGCCCUGCACUUGUUCUCGUCCAUGGCUUCGGAGCUAACAGUGAUCAUUGGAGGAAAAACCUACCAGUUUUGGGAAUGUCACACAGGGUUUACUCCAUUGACCUCAUUGGUUAUGGUUACUCUGAUAAGCCCAACCCUCGCGACUUUGGCCCCACUUCUUUUUAUACCUUUGAGACGUGGGCGUCCCAGCUUAAUGACUUUUGUGUUGAGGUUGUCAAAGAUGGGGCAUUCUUUAUAUGCAACUCCAUUGGAGGUCUUGUUGGGCUUCAGGCUGCAGUUAUGGAGCCACAGAUAUGCAAAGGUCUUAUGCUACUAAACAUAUCUCUUCGUAUGCUUCAUAUCAAAAAGCAGCCUCCACUAGCCAGACCUCUAAUCAAAGGCUUUCAGAGUUUACUGCGAAAUACCGAUCUAGGUAAAGUUUUUUUCAGAACAGUAGCCACACCUCAAUCUGUCAGGAACAUUCUGUGCCAGUGUUACAAUGACACCUCCCAGGUGACAGAGGAACUAGUUGAGAAAAUCCUUCUUCCUGGGUUGGAGCCAGGUGCUGUUGAUGUUUUUCUGGAGUUUAUCUGUUAUUCGGAUGGUCCUCUUCCUGAGGAGCUAUUGCCUCUAGUUAAGUGCCCGGUACUAAUUGUUUGGGGUGACAAAGAUCCAUGGGAACCCAUUGAGCUCGGAAGAGCUUAUGGAAACUUUGAUACUGUUGAAGAUUUCAUUGCCUUGCCUGGUGUAGGCCACUGCCCUCAGGAUGAAGCACCCCAUUUGGUGAACCCAUUGGUGGAGUCAUUUGUAGAGCGUCACUCUGCAACCAGAACUGGUGCUCCUUCGGAAUCAUCAGUGUGAGAGAAUGUUUGUGAGCUGUUGUUUGCCCUUUUCUUGGCUGAAGAUGGUUCAUUUGCUAGUGAUGUUGACUGCUGCUGAUCUGAUGUUUGGAUAGAGAGGUGGAUAAGCAGGAAGUCUGAGACUUAAUGUUGCUUGGUGUGAUUUAUCAUAAUAUUGUCCUACCUGUAUUCCAGAUAGCUUGAACCCCAAUAGAGUGUUCAGAACAUGCAAAAACGAGACAUUCAGGCAGUUCUUCACACUGGAUUUGAACAAAGGAAGUGAUAUACUUUUGUACUCCAUCAUUACAUUGUAUGAAUCUCAAAUUGAUGUUUAUAAUAUCCAAUAUACAGCAUUUUGUACUCCAUCAAUACAUUGUAUGAAUCUCAAAUGAAAAAAUGUUAAUUGCAAAGCAUGGAACCAGCCUUUUUGUGUAAAAAUGUCUGCAUGUGCUCGUGCUCGUAAACCACCAUUGCAACAAGGAGAGAGAAAAAAAAAGCUUCAGAAUUCAGGAUUCGAGUUAAAAGAUACAGAGAAUAACAAUGGAACACAACUCCUUGAUCAGGAUUAUGUAAGCCUUAAAGUUGGAAACUAUCAAAAAUAAAACAAUAUUCAAUCACUCAAUGAUCACCUAAUAUUCAAAUCUGUAGAGAUAUUUCAAAAUCAAAGAUAUAAUUCAUGAAAGGUGGUG
Messenger RNA from Chenopodium quinoa (quinoa), 2116 nucleotides. RefSeq lists its product as uncharacterized. NCBI's taxonomy places the organism in Eukaryota, Viridiplantae, Streptophyta, Magnoliopsida, Caryophyllales, Amaranthaceae. The transcript is spliced from 8 exons. The record is from RefSeq and is a predicted model, not a curated record. Gene Ontology annotation, molecular function: catalytic activity. Bases 310 to 1449 code for a protein of 379 amino acids.